Molecule: messenger RNA, 939 nt
Organism: Colletotrichum navitas
Lineage: Eukaryota; Fungi; Ascomycota; Sordariomycetes; Glomerellales; Glomerellaceae
Product: CVNH domain-containing protein
Exons: 3
Coding region: 302-808 (168 amino acids)
Source: RefSeq, a predicted model, not a curated record
UUAUGGGGGGUUUGCUCUUGCCAUCACCGGCUGUCACGUCCGGUUGACGCCCGCCUCCAGUGAACGAGAGCUAUCGCAGCCCCGGCUACCUGGCCAUGUGGAGGAUGCCUCGAGGGGACGUCUUGAACAACAGUCUUCGCAAUAUAUAAACCACAGCCCAUUCGCCGGAUAUUCGACGUCUCCUCAGCACCCUUCUCCACCAUCAAUUCGCUCUUCCCAUCUUCCCAAACACCCUUUGAGCCUCCGCUCCCAGCCAUCUACAGCCAGUACGCAUAUAUCAAGCAGAAGCAGGACAGCAACCAUGAGGUCCCUCAGCAUCACCGCAGUCCUCUCGGCCGUCGCCGCCACGGUAUCGGCCCGCGACUGCCCUCUCGAGUCCGACUGCGUUCAGAAGUCGUGCAAGAACUUCCAGCUCCCGAAAAUCGACGGCGUGGCCUUCAACGUCAACGGCCGAACGUGGAAGCUCACUGCCGACUGCAAGGACAAUGCCGGAAGGAAGACCGUAACCCACCUCUAUCUGGAGGAGUGCCUCGCCAACAUGGACGGCAAUCUAAUCUGGACCCCUGGCGGCGGUUUCAUAUGUUCCGACUGCAAGCUCACAAAGACCGACCCCCUCACUAUGGAGUGCUGGUGCUUGAACAAGAAGGGUAAGGGCAAAACCAGAGUAGUCAACCUCUCCGAGGGCAUCUGGGUCUACGAUGGCGCCAUUGGUUGUUAUCAGACCAGCACCGGGACCGCCUUGAAGACAUACGCUUGGGACAAUUAUAAUGCCGGCCUUCUCAAAUCCCCCGGUAUCGGCGACUACUAAGCUCCGGGAUUUGCGCCGGACCCCUCCUCCCGCUGGAGUAUGUUAUGUGAGGGAUGAGCGGGCCUUCGGAGGGGAGCCUGGAGCAUUCACGGAACCAAGUUGAGGGAAGGGGGGACGCAUUCGGGAAGUAG